CAACGCGGAGGACUCGCUUGGCAUCGCAGGGAUGCUGCGGCUCCUCUGCUUAUGCCUGCUGUGGCUUGGACUCUUGCUGGUUAGGUUUUCUGGUGAACCGAGCGACAUCAGUAGUGCUAGGAAGCUGUGCGGCAGGUACUUGGUGAAAGAAAUAGAAAACCAAUGUGGCCACGCCAACUGGAGCCAGUUCCGUUCUGAGGAGGAAACCCCUUUCACACGGUUGAUUCCACAGGCCUCGGAGAAGGUCGAAGCUUUCGUCCCUGACCAGCUCGAAAGCCCCCAAACCACUUUUCCGGUCUGGAGUAGAGGCACAAAUCCAGUGUCUACUUCUGCCUCUUUGGAAGAAGCAGUAAACAGUUGGGAAUUGCAGUCAUUACCUGAGUAUCAGUACAAAAAGCCAUACUCACCCCUUGAUAAGACAAGAGAAUUUUCUUCAUCACAUAAUAUCAAUCCGUAUAUUCGUGAGAAUGCAAAAUUUCAGAAGAAAAGUAGAAACAAAAUUAAAACCUUAAGCAAUUUAUUUUGGGGGAAUCAUCCCCAAAGAAAACGCAGAGGAUAUUCAGAAAAGUGUUGUCUUACAGGAUGUACAAGAGAAGAACUUAGUAUUGCAUGUCUUCCAUAUAUUGAUUUUAAAAACUUAAAGGAAGAAAGAUCAUCACUUGUGACUAAGAUAUACUAACCAUCUUAGAAAUUAUACUAACAUAAUAAAAGCUUAAUACAUUUAUCUUACUCUUUUUUUAUUUUUAUUUUUUUUGUAAUUGUGGUUGUAAGUGAUAUACUGUGAACAGUGUCUGAAUAUAUUUGCAAGCA
Messenger RNA from Cebus imitator (Panamanian white-faced capuchin), 810 nucleotides. RefSeq names its product insulin like 6 (gene INSL6). Gene Ontology annotation, molecular function: hormone activity. Gene Ontology annotation, cellular component: extracellular region. Bases 32 to 679 code for a protein of 215 amino acids. NCBI's taxonomy places the organism in Eukaryota, Metazoa, Chordata, Mammalia, Primates, Cebidae. The record is from RefSeq and is a predicted model, not a curated record. The transcript has 2 exons.